Molecule: messenger RNA, 1834 nt
Organism: Tyto alba (common barn owl)
Lineage: Eukaryota; Metazoa; Chordata; Aves; Strigiformes; Tytonidae
Gene: ZCCHC9
Product: zinc finger CCHC-type containing 9
Exons: 6
Coding region: 194-934 (246 amino acids)
Molecular function (GO): nucleic acid binding; zinc ion binding
Source: RefSeq, a predicted model, not a curated record
AGGGGAACGCGGGUGGACCCCACGGGAGCUCCCCCCCGCCCCAUCACUGGCUGCCCGCCUCAAAGAUGGCCGCCGGGGGCGGGAAACAGGGACCUGGCGGAAGUGGCCGCGGGGCUUCCGCUUCGCCGCUGGCGCGACGCUCUGGGAGCCGGUCUCUACGGGCGCGGCGGACUCCGGGAGUGCCUGCCCUGCCAUGACCAGGUGGGCCCGCCGGCCCGGCGCUCCCGCCGGAAAGGCGCUGGAUGCCACCCCCUGGGAGGAGAUGGCGGGCGGCCCCCCGCGGCGGGGGGGCCGCUCAGGCGCUGCCCCCCCGAGGCAGGAGCGAGAGAGCAAAAAGAAGAAGAAGAAAAAGGAGUAUCUGAACGAGGACGUCAACGGGUUUGCGGCGUACCUGAGGCGGGGAGACGGCGCGGCGCUGGGGGAGGAGGUCGCGGCGGCCUUGAGGAAGGACGAGCGGCGGGAGGGGAGGAGGCUGAAGAGGCGAGAAAAGAAGAAAAACGCCAUGGUAUGUUUCCACUGUAGAGAACCUGGCCACGGUGUUGCUGAUUGCCCUGCAGUACUUGAAAGUCAAGAUAUGGGUACAGGAAUCUGUUACCGGUGCGGAUCCACAGAACAUGACAUCAGCAAAUGCAAAGCAAAAAUAGAUCCAGCAGUUGGGCCAUUUCCAUAUGCAAAAUGUUUCAUCUGUGGUGAGAUGGGUCAUCUGUCAAGGUCAUGUCCAGAUAAUCCCAAGGGAUUGUAUGCCGAAGGUGGCAGCUGCAGACUUUGUGGCUCUGUGGAGCACUUCAGAAAAGACUGUCCAGAAAAACAGAAUGCAGAUCAGGUUACAGUUGGGCGAUGGGCCAUCGGAAUGAGCGCAGAUUACGAAGAAAUUACAGAAGCACCAAAACUGCAAAAACCAAAAGUGAAAGUACCCAAAGUUGUUUCUUUUUGAAGGCUUCUUGGCUCUAAACCACAGUUAGCCUGCACUGCUUCACUCCAGAGUAGUGACUACACAGAGUCGAUUGCUGGUUCCAGAAAAUCAAGCAGACUGCUGCUGCUGAAUUAUUUUUUUUUUUGGUCCCCCCUCGUUUUUCCAGUUUGCCUCCCAGACUCACCCAGAUGACUGAAGAGCUGGGAACAACAUAAAUAUAGCAAGUGGGUGUUUUAUUUUUAUACAUCUGUGCUGAAAUACAGCAUUCCCUCUGAUUCACAGUCCCUCUCACUGCCAGCCCUCUGGAGAGGAAAGUUGGCUUCUUCCUGUAACAGGGAUCUGGUUGCAGUAACCAUGCAGGGCAUGUGCAUUUUAUUGUGGGGGUUCAUGACCACUAGGUUUCGGAGGUCAGUAUUGUCAUGAGUGCUGCUUUCGCUUAUCAGAGAUGAAUAGAAUCAUGCUGAUCAUAGUAAGAGCAUUUUUCUGUUUUUCUGAAAGGGAUUGUGGGUAUUUUCUGAAGAGCCUUGUUGGGUUCUGGCUUGGUUUUGCCUUCUCCUUUCAGAAAGAAUUCUUUUCUUGCUCUGUAUAUGCUACCUUGAUCAGUCCUGUGGCAUAGUUAUCUGGUAAACCCUAUGGCCUGGAGAGCUGGGGGUGCAACACCCAUUGCUCAUGGAGGUCAGGUGAAAUGCGUCCAUGCAUUAACCUGAUGGUUUAUGCAUGUUGGAUUGUUGGAGUAUUUAUUCACUAGAAUAAAUAGAAUUGUGCCCUUCCUGAUACCCAUGGUAAAAUACAUCUGAAAAGAGUUGGAGAGCAAGUGAACUUGCUUGCUUAGUUUCUUCACCUUUUCCAGGGCAAGUGCUCAAAAAUCUUCAGUGUUUCUAUCCCUUGGCGAGUUGGGCGUAAACUUUGCUUUGUAUUACA